Phyllostomus hastatus (greater spear-nosed bat) is the source of this 1323-nucleotide messenger RNA. RefSeq names its product iodotyrosine deiodinase (gene IYD). Gene Ontology annotation, biological process: thyroid hormone metabolic process. The transcript is spliced from 5 exons. Gene Ontology annotation, molecular function: oxidoreductase activity. The coding region runs from base 106 to 975 and encodes 289 amino acids. The record is from RefSeq and is a predicted model, not a curated record. Lineage: Eukaryota; Metazoa; Chordata; Mammalia; Chiroptera; Phyllostomidae.
CUCUCUCCCCGUCCUUUCCACCUGCUGCCUGUCUGAACGCCUGCGCCGCCAGUGUGGGAAGUAAGUGAGCGCGCCGCUGCCGCCGCUCGGGUCCGUCUCCUGAGCAUGUUUGCCCCGACUCCGGUCUUGGUGGCCGUCGUCUGCAUUUUGAUUGUGUGGAUCUACAAAAAUGCCGACAGAAGUGUGGAGAGAAGGAACGGGGAGCUGAAGGCCAGGUCCAAGCCUCGUCCCUGGGUGGAUGAAGACUUAAAGGACAGCACUGAGCUCCACCAGGUGGAGGAAGAUGCCGAUGAAUGGCAAGAGUCAGAGGAAAAUAUUGAACACAUUCCAUUCUCCCACACCCGGUAUCCUGAGAAGGAAAUGGUGAAGAGAUCCCAGGAAUUUUAUGAGCUUCUCAAUAAGAGACGCUCUGUGAGAUUCAUAAGUAAUGAACAAGUCCCAGUGGAAGUCAUCGAUAAUGUCAUCAAAACAGCAGGAACGGCCCCGAGUGGAGCCCACACAGAGCCCUGGACCUUUGUGGUUGUGCGGGACCCGGACGUGAAGCACAAGAUUCGGGAGAUCAUUGAGGAGGAGGAGGAAAUAAACUACAUGAAAAGGAUGGGGCAGCGAUGGGUUACAGACCUGAAGAAACUGAGAACUAGUUGGAUUAAAGAGUACUUGGACACGGCCCCUGUUCUGAUUCUCAUUUUCAAACAAGUACACGGCUUUGCUGCCAACGGCAAAAGGAAGGUCCACUACUACAAUGAGAUCAGUGUCUCCAUCGCCUGCGGCAUCUUCCUGGCUGCCCUGCAGAAUGCAGGGCUGGUGACGGUCACCACCAGCCCUCUCAACUGUGGCCCCCGUCUGAGGGUGCUCCUGAGCCGCCCCUCCAAUGAGAAGCUGCUGAUGCUGCUCCCCGUGGGGUACCCCAGCAAGGAGGCCACGGUGCCCGACCUCAAGCGGAAACCUCUGGAUGAGAUCAUGGUGACGGUGUAGGCCGGAGACCAGCAGGGAGGUGCUGGCAGGUGGUGCCCCUGCUCCCCUCUCUCCCAUUCCUCUUGGCUGGGUCUCCGAGUGGCUCUUUUCUCUGGGUGCUGGGUCCCCUGGCACUCUGCUUCCCAGGGUGUGGGGUGCGGGGAGGGGAAUCCGUGGGUGAAGAAACCCUUGCACAUCCUCCGGCACUGAGUCUGAGACCCCCACUCUGGCAGCCGGUGUGAUGAGAUGAGUGAGCACACAGAGCAUGAGCAGCACACCUGUUCUCUCCCAUUUCUCCUCCACCCUGGGAAUGCAGUUUUACCAAGAACAUGCUCUGGUUUUUAAGUUUUUAAAGGUGUUCUAGAAGAA